Messenger RNA from Miscanthus lutarioriparius, 561 nucleotides. Lineage: Eukaryota; Viridiplantae; Streptophyta; Magnoliopsida; Poales; Poaceae. The record is from the annotation of a GenBank genome assembly.
AUGAAACUCGUCGCCGCGCUCGUCUCCAUGGCGGCCACAGCGGUGGCCGUCACCACCUCCGUGUGCACCUCCUUAGAGCGUAGUAGGGGCGGUCCGAACGUGAGGCCCCAGGCCCGUCUCGCCCGUUCGCUCCAACUCGGCAGGCCGUCGCCGCCUCGGAGGCUGCGGACGGCCUUGGCCGCGUCGUCGGGCAAGCAGAAGCCGCCGGGCGAGGCGGAGGAGAAGGUCCCCGCGUGGGCCAAGCCCGGCGCGGACGAGCCGCCGCCCUGGGAGCGCCAGGGCGGAGCCGCGCGGGGACAGGAGGAGGCCGGGCAGGUCCCGUUCUACGGGUACCUGCUCGCGUCCGCGAUCACCGCCAUCGCCGCGAUCGGCUCCAUCUUCGAGUACACCAACCAGCGGCCGGUGUUCGGGAUCGUCGGCUCCGACAGCGCCCUGUACGCGCCUAUCCUGGGCUUCUUCGUCUUCACCGGCAUCCCGACCUCCGCGUUUCUGUGGUUCAAGGCCGUGCAGACGGCGAACAGAGAGGCCGAGGAGCAAGACCGCAGAGACGGAUUCCUGUGA